UGCUUCACAAAUAUGGGAAAUCUUACCGAACACCAGAGGAUUCACACUGGAGAGAAGCCAUUUCGAUGUUCAGAAUGUGACAAGUGCUUUGCACAAAAGGAAAGGCUUGCUGUUCACCAAAAACGUCAUACUGAAGAGAAACAAUUUAAAUGUUCAGAAUGUGACAAGUGCUUCACAACUAAGGGAAAUCUGACUGGUCACCAGAGGACCCAUACUGGAGAGAAGUUAUUUAGCUGUGCAAAAUGUGACAAAUGCUUCACAGCUAAGGGAAGUCUUAAUCGGCACCAGAGGACUCAUACUGGAGAGAAACCAUUUAAAUGCUCAGAAUGUGACAAGUGCUUCACAACUAAGGGAAAUCUGACUGGUCACCAGAGGACCCAUACUGGAGAGAAGUUAUUUAGCUGUGCAAAAUGUGACAAAUGCUUCACAGCUAAGGGAAGUCUUAAUCGGCACCAGAGGACUCAUACUGGAGAGAAACCAUUUAAAUGUUCAGAAUGUAAAAAGUGCUUCACAACUCAGGGAAGUCUUACUGACCAUCAGAUGAUACACACAGGAGAUAAGCUAUUUCAAUGUUCAGAAUGUGACAAGUGCUUCAUUCAAAAGGGAAAUCUUACUCUGCACCAGAGGACUCAUACUGGAGAGAAACCAUUUAAAUGCUCAGAAUGUGAAAAGUGCUUCACAACUAAGGGAAGUCUUACUGACCACCAGAUGAUACACACUGGAGAGAAGCUAUUUCGAUGUUUAGAAUGUGACAAGUGCUUCACACGAAUGGCUAGUAUUACUGUUCACCGGAGGAUUCACACUGGAGAGAAACAGUUUAAAUGUUCAGAAUGUGAUAAGAGCUUUAGAACAAAGAUACAUCUCACUCUACACCAGAGGAUUCACACAGGGGAGAAGCCAUUUCUUUGUUCAGAAUGUGACAAGUGCUUCACAACUAAGGGACAUCUUACUAGUCACCAGAUGACUCACACUGGAGAGAAACAAUUUAAAUGCUCAGAAUGUGACAAGUGCUUCACAACUAAGGGACAUCUUACUAAACACCAGAGGACUCACACUGGAGAGAAGCCAUUUCGAUGUUCAGAAUGUGAUAAGAGCUUCACAACUAAGAGACAUCUUACUGAACACCAGAGGACUCACACUGGGGAGAAGCCAUUUCCUUGUUCAGAAUGUGACAAGUGCUUCACAACUAAGGACAGUCUUACUAAACACCAGAGGAAUCACACUGGAGAGAAACAAUUUAAAUGCUCAGAAUGUGAAAAGUGCUUCACAUUUAAGGGACAUCUUUCUAAACACCAGAUGAUACACACUGGAGAGAAGCUAUUUCGAUGUUCAGAAUGUGACAAGUGCUUCACACAAAAGGGAAAUCUUACUGAUCACCAAAGGAUCCACAAGGGAGAGAAACCAUAUAGAUGUUCAGAAUGUGACAUGUGCUUCAUGCGAAAGAGAAGUCUUACUGAACACCAGAGGAUUCACACUGGAGAGAAGCCAUGUCGAUGUUCAGAAUGUGACAAGUGCUUCACAACUAAGAGGAAUCUUACUGUUCACCAGAGGAUUCACACUGGAGAGAAACAAUAUAAAUGCUCAGAAUGUGAAAAGUGCUUCUCAGUUAAGGCAAAUCUUACUAAGCACCUGAGGAUUCACGCUGCAGAGAAGCUAUUUCGAUGUUCAGAAUGUGACAAGUGUUUCAACCAAAAGCAAACUCUUACUCAGCACCAGAGAAUUCACACAGGAGAGAAAUCAUAUAGAUGUUCAGAAUGUGACAAGGGCUUCUCACGAAAUAAAUAUCUUACUGUUCACCAGAGGAUCCACACAGGAGAGAAACCAUAUUGA
Nanorana parkeri is the source of this 1830-nucleotide messenger RNA. RefSeq names its product oocyte zinc finger protein XlCOF7.1-like. Gene Ontology annotation, molecular function: DNA-binding transcription factor activity; RNA polymerase II cis-regulatory region sequence-specific DNA binding. The transcript has a single exon. Gene Ontology annotation, biological process: regulation of transcription by RNA polymerase II. The record is from RefSeq and is a predicted model, not a curated record. Bases 13 to 1830 code for a protein of 605 amino acids. NCBI's taxonomy places the organism in Eukaryota, Metazoa, Chordata, Amphibia, Anura, Dicroglossidae.